CAUUGCUUCCUAGUAAGUGUUCUUAGUGUUUGCUCAACACUUCCAGGAUUAGUAUUUAUAUAGCUAGAUUAGUACUUUGAAGCAGGGGUGAAAAGCAGAUAUCAGUAAAUGAAGGUACAUUGUAUGGGAUAUUAGCCCCCAAAUUUCAGAAACCAGUUGCUUCCAUUUUUCAAAAUGUGAAAUUUUGCUCAUCUUUACCAUACCAGAUCAUUUGGUUCCUGGUCCUCCUGGAACUUUGGAGCUCCCUUUUGUCCUGCUUUGUUUGGUAGACAGUCUCCAGUUGGGGCUCUCAAAAACUGGGCUGCUAAUACCAGCCUAUGAGAAGAUCUAAGCCUUUAAAGGAAAGAAGAAAGGAAUAGAAAGUGACCAAAAAUUGCUUCUCACACAGGAAACAAAGGAGGGUCAUUUGCCAGUUCUUCCCAAGCUCACUUCUUAAUAUAUCAUAUACCAUCUAAAAGGGUGAAUAUUACUAUUCAAACUUCCAAAGGAGAUGUUAAGGGGAGGAUAUAUGCUAAGUAGAGUAAAUAGACAAUAGAUAAAGUAAUCAAUGCUUGAUUAGCAAAAUUUAUUGUUUAAUAUUGGGAGAUGGGAUGGAAUGGGAUCAGGUGGGUUAUGUGCAAGGAUUUAACACAAACCUGGAAAUUAAAGUAUGACUUGUAUUUCUAUGGCAACAAUUAAUCUGACAUCCCUGAGGAUUCCUGUCACCUCAGCCAAACCUUUCCCUACAUCCUCUGAUAUUUCUUACACAAACUUAGGUCUUUUCUAUCUUGAGAAAUCUGCAAAGCUUAACAGUCUAGCAUUCAUUAAUGUUUCUACACCCACACACCCCUUUUGAGAACUGAGAUGGGGGCUGAUAUAUUUUUUUAAUAAUUACCCCCCCUCCCCUUAGAGUUUUAAGACAUGAGAAAAGUAUGGGGGGGAAGGAAAGGGAGGGGGUUGUUUUUGUUAUCUCCUAAUCCUCUAAAGGGAAUGGAGAUGUUAGCAUGAGUUAAUGGAGGAAUAUCUGAUUUUACUCAUGGUAACUUUCUCCUCCUUCAGCUUCUGCUUUUCAUGGGCCUAUCCUUUUCCUAGUGGGAAGUUUAAGAGACCAGGUGAUGGCAGCUGCUACAAUCUUCCCUAUAGCCAGGCCCCAGCCUUUCCUCAUACAGUGUCCCAGCGGGAACAUGUUGUUUCAGGGUUUGCUGAACUUCGAGGAUGUGGCAGUGUCCUUCAGUCAGGAGGAAUGGGGGCACCUGAGCCCUGCCCAGAGGAGCCUGUACAGGGAUGUGAUGCUGGAGAAUUUUGGGAACAUGCUCUUGUUGGGGCUCCCCAUCUCCAAACCUGACCUGAUCUGCAUGCUGGAGCGAGGGGAAGAGCCCUGGGCCCCAGAUCCUCGAGCAACUGAAGACGGAGACGUCCAGAGAGAUUCUGAAGCCGGGACUGAGAAUAAGAAGUUGAUCUUAAAACAGGAAAUUUCUGAUGAAAUUAACUCAAAGGGAGAAAUAUUAGAAAUACUUUUAGGUGAGGUUCCUCAGGAUCUGCUGCUUGAAGAAUCCUGUGAACUUGAAGACCAUUUAGAAAGGCAAAUGGAAAAUUUGCUAGGAGAGAGAGAGGGCCCUUUUCUGUCACAGCCGAGAAUUUCAGAACAAAUGACAUUUACUUACCAGGAAACUCCAAGAGAAGACCGUGACUGUGUAGUGACAUAUCACAGCCCUCCUAUAGGAGUGAGACCUUACAAAUGUGGCACAUGUGGCCAAGGCUUCAAACGCAGCUCUGAUCUCAUUAAACACGAGAAGAUGCAUAGUGGGGAAAAGCCUUAUGAAUGUAGUGAAUGUGGGAAAGCCUUUAGUUGGAGCUCAGCCCUUAUUCAGCAUCAGAGAACUCACACUGGGGAGAAACCUUAUGAGUGUAAGGAAUGUGGGAAAGCCUUUGGGUGGAGCUCAGAGCUUAUUCGACACCAGAGAAUCCAUACUGGAGAGCGGCCCUAUGAGUGUCUUGAGUGUGGGAAAGCCUUUGUCAGGAGCUCCGCCCUCAUUCAGCACCAGCGGAUACACACUGGGGAGAAGCCCUACGUGUGUAACGUUUGUGGGAAAACCUUCCGUCACAGGCCCACACUCGUUUACCAUCAGGGAAUUCAUACUGGGGAAAAGCCCUAUGGGUGCAGUGUGUGUGGGAAAGCCUUUACCCAGAGCACUACUCUUAUUGAGCAUAGAAGAAUUCACACUGGAGAGAAGCCAUAUGAAUGUAAUGAGUGUGGAAAAGCUUUCAGUCGGAACUCGGCUCUUAUUCAGCACCAGCUAAUUCAUACUGGAGAAAAACCUCAUAAGUGUAAUGACUGUGGCAAAGCUUUCCGUCAUAGGUCAGCUCUUAUUUAUCAUCAGAAUUCAUACUGGCGGGGAACUCUUUGGAUGUAAUGGAAAUUUGAAAGCCGUCAGCUUAUUUCUUGUAUAUUAUCACCACUUAUCUCAUAUUUAACCGUGGAAAAUUCACACUACAGGGAAAUCCAAUGGAUGGCUGCAUGUAGGAAUGCUUUUCAACACAGGUCAAUGGCUGUCAUUGAAAUUCAGCAUUUAAAUUAGAUGUUUCCAUCACAGUGAAGGGAUUUGGGGAUUAGAGUAUGUGCUAAACAUACUUUAGUUUUCCAAUAAGCAGUGCCUCUUUUAGGUUAGCUACUAGGCUCACCAGUUCCUUUUUCAUGUUUUUUUCUUGGUCUCAGCUGCUAAGUAGUUAAAGGGUUAUGUUGUUAACAACCUCAUUCACUCUUUUUAAAAAUAUUUGCUAAGAACAACUCUCUUAACCAUUCACCAACUUUAUCUGGCCUGAUGCAUUUCAUAUCCCUUCCAGAGUGAUGAGAUCUUGUGCAGAAUUUAAUUCUCUUCCUGUUUUUUUGUUUUUGUUUUUGUUUUUGUUUUUCAACAAAAACAAACACAGUUUAAACAAAAUUAAACCAUCAGAUACCCUAAAUAUAUUAGAAAAAUAAAACAGAUGUUGUCUUCUUAUUAGUUAAUAAGGGAGAUCCUUACUAAAAGCACAGCUCUUGACCAACAUCUGAAAAGUCACACCACACAAAUAUGUGAAUAGAAUUAAUUUGUGAGCCUUGUAGAUCUAAGAAUUCAUAUUGAACAAGCACCAUUAACAUAGGAAGUAAGAGAAAAUAAAACCUGCUAUCACUGUUACUGUUUGAUUUAUUAUUACCAAUAAAAUGUCUUGUGAUAUGUGUGAUGUGA
Messenger RNA from Sarcophilus harrisii (Tasmanian devil), 3206 nucleotides. RefSeq names its product zinc finger protein 501. The transcript has 4 exons. The record is from RefSeq and is a predicted model, not a curated record. Lineage: Eukaryota; Metazoa; Chordata; Mammalia; Dasyuromorphia; Dasyuridae. Bases 1095 to 2393 code for a protein of 432 amino acids. Gene Ontology annotation, biological process: regulation of DNA-templated transcription.